Messenger RNA from Nothobranchius furzeri (turquoise killifish), 2503 nucleotides. RefSeq names its product poly-U binding splicing factor a (gene puf60a). Gene Ontology annotation, biological process: mRNA splice site recognition; regulation of alternative mRNA splicing, via spliceosome; alternative mRNA splicing, via spliceosome. Gene Ontology annotation, cellular component: catalytic step 2 spliceosome; precatalytic spliceosome. Gene Ontology annotation, molecular function: RNA binding. The record is from RefSeq and is a predicted model, not a curated record. NCBI's taxonomy places the organism in Eukaryota, Metazoa, Chordata, Actinopteri, Cyprinodontiformes, Nothobranchiidae.
UCUCACUCCCCAAUAUGGCGGACGUGCUGACGUAGGACGUCUGCAUAGAAAUGGCGCAAAUCAGUCGCCUGCUCAUUCCUUUAAUAUCUAAGUUCACACCUGAGCUGGACAGGUAGGAGCCGCAGAGCGGGCGCAGACUUGUUCAGAGAUCCGGGGAAAGCGCUGCGACUCCGGGGAGAGGAUCCGAGGCGGAGCUAAAUGGCGGCGGCUGUUUCAGCGGUACGGACCGGCUCUAAGCUAAUGCUAACAGGCCUGGAAGUUGCUAACAGCCUCUGUUCAAACUACGAGAAAGGACCCCCCUCCUUAUGAUGAGAGGCCCAAUCAGUCUGAUCGAUUACGUCACGGAGUGCCGGCUCUCAUCAUGGAGAACGGACAGACCACCCCCACAGCUACAACCACCACCAAGCUGGGCCUUCCACCACUCACGCCCAACCAGCAGGACGCACUGCAGAAGGCAAAGAAGUAUGCAAUGGAGCAGAGCAUCAAGAGUGUGCUGGUGAAACAGACUCUGGUGCAGCAACAACAACUCGCCAGUCUGCAGAUGGCACCUUUGGCGAUGGGUUUAGGAGACGCUCUCUCUCCUCUGCAGUCGGUUGCAGCUCAGAGGCAAAGAGCUCUGGCCAUUAUGUGUCGAGUUUACGUUGGCUCCAUCUACUACGAGCUGGGCGAGGACACCAUCAGACAGGCCUUCAUCCCCUUUGGACCAAUCAAAAGUAUCGACAUGUCCUGGGACUCUGUCACCAUGAAGCACAAGGGGUUUGCCUUUGUAGAGUACGAAGUCCCCGAGGCAGCUCAGCUGGCCCUGGAACAGAUGAACUCUGUCAUCCUUGGAGGAAGGAACAUCAAGGUUGGGAGGCCCAGUAACAUUGGCCAGGCUCAACCAAUCAUUGAGCAACUGGCAGAAGAAGCGCGUGCCUUCAACAGGAUCUACGUGGCCUCAGUGCAUGCAGACCUGUCUGACGAGGACAUCAAGAGUGUCUUUGAGGCUUUUGGAAGGAUCAAGUCAUGUAUGUUGUCCCGUGAGCCGACCACCGGACGCCACAAAGGUUACGGCUUCAUCGAGUACGAUAAACCUCAGUCAGCUCAAGACGCCGUGGCUUCCAUGAACCUGUUUGAUCUUGGGGGUCAGUACCUGCGGGUGGGGAAAGCUGUGACACCACCUGUCCCCCUCCUCACACCAAUGACCCCAGGAGGACUUCCUGCCGCCGCGGCUGUGGCAGCUGCUGCUGCUAGUGCAAAGAUCACUACUCAGGAGGCAGUUGGAGCAUCUGUACUUGGAGCUCUUGCAGGACCGGCACUCCUCUCUCAGCAGUUUGGACUUCCUCAGGCCGUCAUGGCCGCCCAGGCCCCAGGUGUCAUAACAGGUGUUACCCCCAUUCGUCCAAGUCUACCCCAUGUGGGGCUGGUGAACCCAGUUCUGGCAACUCCCCCAUAUGCAAAGACAUCAGUCAGUUCUGAGCAGAAAAAGACAGAGGAGGAGCGUGAGGAGGAGGUGCAGCAAGAUGAAGCCAUGGAGCCCCUGAGUGAGCAGGAGCAUGUGAGCAUUAGUGGCAACAGCGCCCGACACAUGGUGAUGAGGAAACUGCUGCGGAAGCAGGAGUCCAUUGUCAUGGUUCUGAGGAACAUGGUCGGGCCAGAAGAUAUCGACGAUGACUUGGAGGGGGAGGUGAUGGAGGAGUGUGGAAAGUUUGGGCAGGUGAAGCGAGUCAUCAUCUACCAGGAGCGCCAGGGUGAGGAGGAGGAUGCUGAAAUCGUGGUGAAGAUCUUUGUUGAAUUCUCUGAGGUGGCAGAGAUGAACCGAGCCAUCCAGGCACUCAACAACCGCUGGUUCGGAGGACGCAAGGUGGUGGCGGAGGUCUACGAUCAGGAGCGCUUCGACAGCAGUGACCUGUCAGCGUAGAGCCACCAUGAACUUUCACCUUAACGUAGUGGCCUCUUUCUAACUGGGUUGGUUUUUAUUGGUCUUGUUUCCAUGGAAACACCUUCUUCAGGUUGUCUUUCACGUUUUACCAUCACUUCUGCCCUGCUCAUCAUUCUUCUCACAGCACUGGCCCCUGACACCUCCUGAACCGUCACAUGACUUUCUGCUGAACUCACCAGGUCCACCCAGAAGCUGGGUCCAAACAGAACAUGGUGGUUUCAUGUCACAGCUGAUCCAGAUGGGACGUCCUCCUGGAGCCCAGGACCAGGUCUGGAGCUAAUUCAGGUCUGACUUGUGUAAAAUGGUGAGCAGGAUGCAGAAGGUUUGAGCGGGUCCACCCUAACCACAGGAACGUUCCUAACCACUCGGCAGUCAAGCAGGAUUUCUUUCUGGCAGCAAAUUCAAAGCAGAACCCAAACCAGAACUAGAACUAAGUGGAUCAUCAGGACAGGUGCAUUCUGGUGCGGCUUGGCUGUUUCAGGUGAAAUGUAAAUAAAGAUUUUUCAGCUGUUUUUACUCAUGGGAUGCUGCUGCAGAUUGUUUUGAAACAUUUUCUAAUAAAAUGACCCAAGGACCCGCUGA